Messenger RNA from Polyodon spathula (Mississippi paddlefish), 2024 nucleotides. RefSeq names its product potassium voltage-gated channel subfamily V member 2. Gene Ontology annotation, molecular function: delayed rectifier potassium channel activity. The record is from RefSeq and is a predicted model, not a curated record. The coding region runs from base 19 to 1602 and encodes 527 amino acids. Gene Ontology annotation, biological process: potassium ion transmembrane transport; protein homooligomerization. The transcript has 2 exons. Lineage: Eukaryota; Metazoa; Chordata; Actinopteri; Acipenseriformes; Polyodontidae. Gene Ontology annotation, cellular component: membrane; voltage-gated potassium channel complex.
GCUCCCAGAAGGAACGCCAUGAAGAAGCUUCAAAAGAGACGCUCCAGUCUGUUUGCUAACCUGAAGAUCGGGGACGCUGGCAGCUUCUCGCAAAGCCUUGAGGAGGACGACAAUGCUUUCCCCUUCGCCCUGGACAGCUCCGUGAAGCAGUGGGCCUCCAUGAAGGAGCACCGCAAAUGUGGCGGAGAAGAGAAUGAGGAGGGUGUUGAAGAGGAUUGCGAGGGGCACUGGUGCCGCACUUCCCCUCGAGCUAAGCAAAGCAUAAUAAACCUCAACAUUGGAGGCAGGCAUUUCAAAAUCUCCAGCAGGAUGGCAGCCCGUUAUCCCUGCAGCCGCAUCGGACGCCUGGCCCUGUGCAGGGACCCAGUGAAAAAGCUGGCGCUGUGUGAUGACUACUCUGUGCUCACAAAUGAGUACUUCUUCGACCGGGACCCCACCUUUUUUCACUACAUCUUCCACUUCUACCGCUGCAGGGUGCUGUGGAUCACGGAGGAGCUGUGUCCGAUGAAUUUCGAGGAGGAGAUGGAGUACUGGGGUCUGCACAUAAAGUAUAGUCCCCGCUGCUGUCGGAUCCUCUUCGAGGAGAAGAAAGACGAGAUAACGGAGGAUCUCAAGAUCCAGCGAGAGCUGCUGGCCCAGAUCGAGCCGGAGCACGACAAAAACUUUGAAGGCAUGUUCCUGGGGAAGCUUCGGAAGAACAUCUGGAACCUUGCAGAGAACCCUUACUCCUCCACCUGGGCCAAAGCGUUCGCCAUUGUGGCCAGCUUCUUCGUGCUUGUCUCCAUUGUGACCAUGACCCUCAACACGGUGGAUGAGAUUUCCAGCGGGAAGGCCUACAUCCACCAAGUGGAGACCAUUUGCCUCAUCUUCUUCACUGCAGAGUACCUCAUGGGGCUGGUCUCCACCUGCAACAUCAAGAAGUUCCUGCUCAGCCCCCUGAAUUUUGUGGACCUGGUGGCCAUCUUGCCCUUCUACGUCCAGAUAGCCUUUGAGAAAAUUGCUACCCAGAUGGACAUGAACUUUAAUGAGGACCUGGAGACCAUGGAGCAGGUGAGGAAGUCGACCAAGGUGCUGAAGAUCAUUCGGCUCAUGAGGAUCUUCCGCAUCCUAAAACUGGCACGCCACUCCACAGGACUCCGAGCGUUCGGCUUUACUAUCUGCCAGUGUUACCAGCAGGUGUGCUGCCUCUUCUUGUUCAUUGGCAUGGGGAUCUUCUCCUUCUCCGCGCUCAUGCACUCCGUGGAGCACGAUGUCCCCGGCACCCCCUUCAGCAGCAUGCCUGACGCGUGGUGGUGGGCUGCGGUCAGCAUCUCCACAGUGGGGUACGGGGACACUGUCCCAGAGUCUGCCCUGGGCCGCAUCGUGGCAUUCGGCUGCAUCUCCUUCGGGAUCAUCCUAAAUGGCAUGCCCAUCUCCAUCCUCUUCAACAAGUUCUCAGAUUACUACGCCAGGCUGAAGGCGCAGGAGUGCGACGCCAACAUGAAGCCGCGAGGCAAGAUCCGGCUGCAGCAAAGGAUGCUGAGGAGGCUGUCCGAGUGUCGCAGACCCCAGACUCUUGACUCUGACGACGAGUCCUCCAGCAGAUCAGGGGGGCGCUCCUGAAGGACAGUGCCUGUAUAAGCACAGAGGUGUCCUUUCUAGACUGGAGCCUCUGCUAGACUCGGCGAGUCCUAUUAACUGUGCAGUUUCAAGAUCUGGGUCUGUUUUUCACUGUAAAUCAGACAUAGUAGACAAUGUCAUAUAUGCUACCUUUUAAAUUAAAUUUUUUUAUUGAUGUUCUCCCCAUCAGCUAUGUGCACCACACAUGAAAAUGACCUGAAUUUGUUCCUCUUUCCUUAAUGUAUUUUCACAGCUGAAAGAGACCGAGAGAUCAUCAAUAUCACUGAUCUAUGGGACACCUUGUUAUUUGAUAUUGACAAACACAGACUACGGGGAAAAAUAUCCACAACAUUAAAAAGCUCACAAGUUUUGAGGUUUAUUACAAAGUAAUAAGUGAACUUUAACUUGCACAACAAAAUAAACGG